CAUUAUAUACUUUGACAUUGUCUUGAUUGAAUUUUAGUAUGGUAGAUAAUUCAACGAUGUCAAAACAGGGGUUUGUUUUCAACCUAUAUGAUGCCAAUUAGGGAUGAGAGAAAAUUCAAAGAGAAACACAUUUAGAGAGAAAAAAAAAAGAAGAAGGUAGAAGAUGAAGUUGCAGGGGGGUGUGUUCUUGGUGGCUAUUUUCUUCUUCCUUGGAUAUACGCAGCUGGUGAAGGGGCAACAUCAACCUCGCCCCGAUUGCCAAACUAGAUGUGGCAACCUCAAAAUAGAGUACCCUUUUGGCAUUUCUCCAGGCUGUUACUAUGACGAAUAUGAUAGUUUCAAUGUCACUUGCGACGACGAGAAAGAGAAGCUCUUCAUAGGCAUCAACGUUGAAGUGGUGAACUUUAAUCACAGCGCCCCCCAGCUAAGUGUUCUGUUUAACCGAUCCUCUGACUGCGACGACGAGCAGAGAAAUGAGACUAAUGAAACUUCCAUCUGGUAUCGGCUAGGUAGUAGUUUCUCUCUCUCCCCCAAGAACAAGUUUACUUUAGUAGGCUGUAACGCUUUAGCACUUCUGAGCACUUUUGGGAAGCAAAACUACUCAACUGGAUGCUUGUCAUUAUGCGAUUCUCAACCGGAGGCAUAUGGAGAAUGUAAUGGUGUUGGUUGCUGCAGAACAGAGGACUUCUCUGUCCCGUCGGAUAGCUAUCAAUUCCAAUAUGGCUCAGCUCGCUUGGGGAACCAAACUAUUAAAUCCGUAGAUCUAUUUAAUACUUCGGUAUAUCAAUUUAAUCCUUGCACCUACGCUUUUCUCGUUGAAGAUGGUAAGUUUAACUUCAAUUCUUCACAAGAUCUUAAGAAUCUGCGGAAUGUCACGAGGUUCCCUGUGGCACUGGAUUGGUCUAUUGGAAACCAGACAUGCGAGCAAGCUGGAAGCACAAACAUAUGCGGUGGGAACACAAAAUGUUUUGAUUCUACUCGCGGAAAGGGUUAUAUCUGCAAAUGUAAAGAUGGUUACAAUGGCAAUCCAUACCUUUUAGACGGUUGCCAAGACAUCAAUGAGUGUACAACUCGUAGACAUAACUGUUCGGAUCCUAGCACCUGUGAAAACACGCUUGGAAGCUUCCUUUGUAAGUGCCCAUCUGGUCGUGACUUAAAUACCACUACUAUGAGCAGCUGCACUGACACACGUAAAGAAGAAGAGCCUAAGUACUUAGGAUGGACUAUUGUUCAUCUUGGAACCACCACCGGAUUCUUGAUCAUCCUGCUUACCAUUAGCUAUAUAAAACAGAAAAUGAAGCACCGGAAAAACACCGAGCUGCGACAACAAUUCUUUGUGCAAAAUGGUGGUGGCAUGUUGAUACAGCGACUCUCAGUAGCAGGGCCAUCAAAUGAUGAUGUCAAAAUAUUUACUGAGGAAGGCAUGAAGGAAGCAACUGUUGGUUAUGAUGAGAGCAGAAUCUUGGGCCAGGGAGGCCAAGGAACAGUCUACAAAGGGACACUGCCAAACAACUCCAUAGUUGCUAUAAAGAAAGCUAGGCUUGGAGACAGUAGCCAAGUAGAGCAGUUCAUCAACGAAGUGCUCGUGCUUUCACAAAUCAACCAUAGGAACGUCGUCAAACUCUUGGGUUGCUGUCUAGAGACUGAAGUUCCUUUGUUGGUCUAUGAGUUCAUUUCCAGUGGCACUCUAUUCGAUCACUUGCACGGUUCUAUGUAUGAUUUUUCACUUACAUGGGAACACCGCCUGAGGAUAGCGAUAGAAGUCGCUGGAGCUCUAGCAUAUCUUCACUCCGCUGCUUCUAUUCCAAUCAUCCAUCGCGAUAUCAAAACUGAAAAUAUUCUCUUGGAUGAAAACUUAACUGCAAAAGUAGCUGACUUUGGCGCUUCAAGGUUGAUACCAAUGGAUAAAGAGCAGCUAACAACUAUGGUGCAAGGCACCCUCGGCUAUUUAGACCCAGAAUACUAUACCACAGGGCUUUUGAACGAAAAGAGCGAUGUUUAUAGCUUUGGGGUAGUCCUCAUGGAACUGCUCUCAGGUCAGAAGGCAUUGUGCUUUGAACGGCCAGAGAAUUCAAAACAUUUGGUGAGUUACUUUGUUUUUGCCACGAAAGAGAAUAGGUUGCAUGAGAUUAUUGACGACCAAGUGUUGAACGAGAACAAUCAGAGGGAAAUCCAUGAAGCUGCAAGAGUUGCUAUUGAAUGUACAAGACUGAAGGGAGAAGAAAGGCCAAGGAUGAAAGAAGUAGUUGUAGAGCUAGAAACUUUGAGCGUCAAAAUAACCAAACAUAAGUGGUCGGAUCAGUAUCCAGAGGAGAAUGAACACUUGCUUGGUAGUAACAUCGUAUCUGCACAAGGCGAUACCAUUAGCCGUGGUUAUGACAACAUCAAGAAUGUAGCAUUGCUUGACAUUGAAGCUGGCCGCUGAUAAAUUUUGUUUGUGAAAAAGUAUUGUUUAUUUCUAUAUUGUUUAUCUCCUCUUUGUCUUUCUAAACAUUUAAAAACAAGAAUAUCAAAACAUGACAUUCAACAACAUUGAGAUCCUUGUAGAUCAUCCAUAUAUAAUCAUGUUCACAAUUCUC
Molecule: messenger RNA, 2579 nt
Organism: Arabidopsis lyrata subsp. lyrata
Lineage: Eukaryota; Viridiplantae; Streptophyta; Magnoliopsida; Brassicales; Brassicaceae
Product: wall-associated receptor kinase 5
Exons: 3
Coding region: 164-2425 (753 amino acids)
Biological process (GO): cell surface receptor signaling pathway; protein phosphorylation
Cellular component (GO): plasma membrane
Molecular function (GO): ATP binding; protein serine/threonine kinase activity; polysaccharide binding
Source: RefSeq, a predicted model, not a curated record